AUGGGCUUCAAGCUCAAGAAGCCCGACGACGCCGUCGGGUCUGCUGCCCCGGCCAUCCUCAUCGGCUGCUUUGUGGCCUUUGGAGGUGUGCUCUUUGGAUAUGACACCGGCACCAUCAGCGGCAUCCUGGCCAUGAAAUACUGGCGCCGUCUCUUCUCGACCGGCUACAUCAAUCCCGCCGACGGCCUGCCCGACGUGACCUCUGCGCAGUCGUCCGAGAUUGUCUCCCUGCUGUCUGCAGGAACCUUCUUUGGCGCCCUGACUGCCGCCCCCGUUGCCGAUUUCUUUGGCCGUCGCAUCUCCAUGAUCCUCGAGUGCUUCGUCUUCUGCUUCGGCGUCGCCUUGCAGACGGCCGCCACAGCCAUUCCGCUGUUCGUGGCUGGUCGAUUCUUUGCUGGGUUCGGUGUCGGUCUGCUUUCUGCGACGAUUCCUCUCUACCAAUCUGAGACCUCCCCCAAAUGGAUCCGAGGCGCCAUUGUCGGCUGCUACCAGCUGGCCAUCACUGUUGGUCUUCUGCUGGCCGCCAUUGUCAACAACGCGACUAAGGAUCGCAACGACACCGGCUGCUACCGCAUCCCCAUUGCCGUCCAGUUUGCCUGGGCCAUCAUCCUCAUUGUCGGCAUGCUCAUCCUGCCCGAGACGCCGCGGUUUCUGAUCAAGCGGGGCAAGCAUGAGGCGGCAGCCAAGUCGCUCGCUCGUCUUCGUCGUAUCGAUGUGGACAACCCGGCCUUGACCGCCGAGUUGGCGGAGAUCCAGGCCAACCACGAGUACGAACUCAGCCUGGGCCAGGCGUCGUAUAUCGAGAUUCUUCGCGGAACCCUGGGCAAGCGUCUUGCCACGGGUUGUGGAGUGCAAGCUCUGCAGCAGCUGGCGGGUGUCAAUUUCAUCUUCUACUACGGCACAUCAUUCUUCCAGAACUCGGGGAUCCAAAACUCGUUCGUCAUCACCCUCAUCACCAGCAUCAUCAACGUGGCAUCGACGUUCCCGGGGCUCUACAUGGUCGAGAAAUGGGGCCGUCGGCCGCUGCUGCUGUUCGGUGCGGUGGGCAUGUGCGUGUCGCAGCUGAUCGUGGCCAUCGUCGGCACGGCCGCCUCGUCCGUCGUCGCCAACAAGGUGCUGAUCGCGUUUGUCUGUCUGUACAUCUUCUUCUUUGCCAGCUCCUGGGGCCCCGUCGCCUGGGUGGUGACGGGCGAGCUAUUCCCGCUGAAAGCGCGCGCGCGAUGCCUGUCCAUCACGACGGCCACCAACUGGCUGCUCAACUGGGCGAUCGCGUACGCGACGCCGUACAUGGUCAACUCGGGCCCCGGAAAUGCGAACCUGCAGUCCAAGGUGUUCUUCAUCUGGGGCGGGUUCUGCUUCAUCUGCAUGAUCUUCGUCUACUGCUGCAUCUACGAGACCAAGGGCCUGACGCUGGAGCAGGUCGACGAGCUGUACGCCAAAGUCCCCGUGGCAUGGCAGUCGCCGGGCUUCGUGCCGUCGGUCAACUUUUGCGAUGUGCGCGACGUGGCAGAUGGGAGCAAGGGGGGGAUGUCGCUGGCGGAUCUGGAGGCGGGCGCUCAGGAGAAGCGGACGGCCGAUCAUGUCGAGAGGGCGGAGUCGUAG
Messenger RNA from Rasamsonia emersonii CBS 393.64, 1602 nucleotides. RefSeq names its product MFS monosaccharide transporter. Lineage: Eukaryota; Fungi; Ascomycota; Eurotiomycetes; Eurotiales; Trichocomaceae. Gene Ontology annotation, biological process: transmembrane transport; carbohydrate transport. Gene Ontology annotation, molecular function: carbohydrate:proton symporter activity. Gene Ontology annotation, cellular component: membrane. The transcript is spliced from 5 exons. The record is from RefSeq and is a predicted model, not a curated record. Bases 1 to 1602 code for a protein of 533 amino acids.